CUCAUCUCUCUUUAUUUGUUCCACAUUUCCUUUCAAUUCCAUUCAACCAAUUCAAUUCACUCUUAAAAAAAAAGUAACAUAAAAAGACUCUGAAAUGGACGUUCUUAUUCAUGACUCCAAUUAUAAUCCUCAAACGUCGCUCAUGACAUAUUCUCAUCCUGGCACAUUUAUUGUGUGCUCUUAUUUUGUGGCCUGGGCUAUCUAUGCCAGGAACCAUAAUGUCUUUGACCUGCCAGUCCAAAAUUUGACCCAUGUUCUGUACGCGUUUGCAAAUCUCGAUGCUGAUGGUCGCGUAUUCCUUGGUGACCCCUGGGCAGAUACCGACAAGCAUUAUGAAGACGACUCUUGGAAUGAUACUGGAAAUAAUUUGUACGGUAAUUUCAAGCGACUCGGACUUUUGAAGAGGCGAAAUCGUCAUUUGAAAGUAUCGCUUAGUAUUGGUGGAUGGACUUGGUCAACCAAUUUUGCCGGCGUGGCUGCUUGUCCUCAAAAGCGUGCGAACUUUGUCAAGACUUCGAUUGAAUUAUUGAAUAACUUGGGUCUGGAUGGACUAGAUAUCGAUUGGGAAUACCCCAAGACAUCUGAGGAUGCUGUCAACUAUGUGUCCUUGCUUCGCGAAUUACGUCAGGGAUUGGAUCAGUAUGCGGCUGCAAAAGGAGAUCCCAUCCCUUAUCUUCUUACAGGUGCCAUGCCUUGCGGCGAGACUCAGUACUCGCUGUUGCGUUUGAGUGAGAUGAAUCAAUACAUGGAUGCAUUCUACUUGAUGGCCUACGACUUGGCUGGAUCAUGGUCAGAUGUGGCAGGACAUCAAAGUAAUUUGCAUGGAGGUCAGCUCAGUGUCAGUAAGGCUGUGAAGCACUAUCUUUCACAGGGUAUUCCCUCUCAUAAGAUUGUUGUGGGGAUGCCCAUCUAUGGGCGAGCUUUCCAAAACACCAAUGGUAUUGGGCAUCCAUUCCAGGGAAUUGGAGAGGGUACUUGGGAGCAAGGUGUUUAUGACUUUAAGAAGUUGCCUUUGCAAGGAGCUGUGGAGUACUAUGACUCUGAAGCAGUGUCAAGCUAUUCAUACGAUCCUGUCAAGCGUGAGUUGAUCACCUAUGACUCGCCGUUGGUGAUUGAUCGUAAGGCUGAGUAUAUUGCGAAGCAUCAACUGGGGGGAGCUAUGUUUUGGGAGUCGAGUGGAGAUCACCCACAUGAUCACGAUCGAUCAUUGAUUGGAGCUGUUAGCAAAGGACUCAGAAGACAUGCUCCCUUGGACAGUAGUCCAAAUCAUCUGAACUACCCAACCAGCGUCUAUGACAAUGUGCGUGCUGGUUUCCAGUAAAAGGAUG
This is a messenger RNA of Lobosporangium transversale, 1328 nucleotides long. Its product is annotated as chitinase 18-7. Gene Ontology annotation, biological process: carbohydrate metabolic process; chitin catabolic process. Gene Ontology annotation, cellular component: extracellular region. The transcript has 4 exons. The record is from RefSeq and is a predicted model, not a curated record. NCBI's taxonomy places the organism in Eukaryota, Fungi, Mortierellomycota, Mortierellomycetes, Mortierellales, Mortierellaceae. Bases 95 to 1321 code for a protein of 408 amino acids. Gene Ontology annotation, molecular function: chitin binding; chitinase activity.